CUCGGCACCCAUCCCGCACACUUGUGCUGUCGUUCAGCGCCAGGCCCCGCCCCGGCCACGUGCAGUCACUCACUGCCCACUACCCGCGCACUUGUGCUGUCACUCAACCGGGUUCCGUCCGAGCAGGAGGUGCAGCUCCGCCCGGGGCCGGACACUCUUCCCGUAGCCCUGCCGCGGUCCAUGGACGUCGUGCUCUUCCUCGCCCUCGGGCUGCUGGCCCAGAGCCUGGGCCUCUCACUAGGGGUCCUGGGGCUGAGGAGGCCCAGCACCCUGUUCCCUUGGCGCCGGGCUCCCACGCCGGGCCGUGUGCGGAGAGCCUGGGUCAUCCCCCCCAUCAGUGUGUCGGAGAACCACAAGCGCCUUCCUUACCCGCUGGUGCAGAUCAAGUCGGACAAGCAGCAGCUGGGCAGUGUCAUCUACAGCAUCCAGGGGCCCGGUGUGGACGAGGAGCCUCGAGACGUGUUCUCCAUUGACAAGUUCACAGGGAAGGUGUUCCUGAAUGCCGUGCUGGAUCGGGAGAAGACAGACCGCUUCCGGCUGCGCGCCUUCGCUCUGGACCUGGGAGGAUCCACCCUGGAGGAGCCCACGGACCUGGAGAUCGUGGUUGUGGAUCAGAAUGACAACAGGCCUGUCUUCCAGCAGGAGGUGUUUGCUGGCCGAGUCCUGGAGGGUGCCAUCCCAGGCACUUAUGUGACCACGGCUGAGGCCACGGAUGCUGACGACCCAGAAACAGACAAUGCGGCCCUGCGGUACUCCAUCCUGGAGCAGGGCAGCCCCCAGCUCUUCAGCAUCGACGAGCACACAGGGGAGAUACGAACGGUGCAAGUAGGCCUGGAUCGAGAGGUGGUCGCCGUGUACAAUCUGACCCUGCAGGUGGCAGACAUGUCUGGAGAUGGCCUGACCGCCACCGCCUCAGCCAUCAUCACUGUUGAGGAUAUCAAUGACAAUGCCCCUGGGUUCACCAGGGAUGAGUUCUUCAUGGAAGCCACAGAGGCCGUCAGCGGAGUUGACGUGGGGCGGCUUGAGGUGGAGGACGGGGACCUGCCAGGCUCACCCAACUGGGUGGCCAGGUUCACCAUCCUGGAGGGCGACCCCAAUGGACAGUUUGCUAUCCGCACAGACCCCAAGACCAACGAGGGCGUGCUAUCUGUGGUGAAGCCUCUGGACUAUGAGAAUUGUGACCAGUAUGACCUCAGAGUUGUGGUGCGGAACGAGGCCCCCCUGCAGGCGGUGGCCUCCAGGCCCGAGCGGGGCCAGGCCAGGGUCAGAGUGCAAGUGCAGGACGUGAACGAGGCGCCCGUGUUCCAGGAGAACCCACUGCGGACCAGCCUGGCCGAGGGGGCAGCCCCAGGAACUCCUGUGGCCGCUUUUUCUGCCCAAGACCCUGACACGCAGCAGCUGCAGAGGCUCAGCUACUCCAAGGAUUAUGACCCUGAGGACUGGCUGCAAGUAGAUGGAGCCACGGGCUGGGUCCAGACCCGGCGUGUGCUCAGCCCGGCGUCCCCCUUCCUGAAGGAUGGCUGGUACAGGGCCAUCAUCCUGGCCCACGACGAUGCCUCCCCGCCCUGCACAGCCACUGGGACCCUGUCCAUUGAGAUCCUGGAGGUCAACGAUCAUGCCCCUGAGCUGUCCCCACCUUCUGGAAGCCUGUGCAGCAAGCCAGACCAAGGCUCUGGCCUUCUCCUCAGUGCCACAGAUGAGGACCUGCCACCCCAUGGGGCCCCCUUCCACUUCCAGCUGAGCCCCAGGUUUCCAGAGCUGGCCCGGAACUGGAGCCUCAGCCAGAUUAACAUGAGCCAUGCGCGCCUGCGGCUACGUCACCAGGUCCAGGAGGGGCUGCACCGCCUCAGCCUGCUGCUCCAAGACUCAGGGCAGCCUCCCCAGCAGCGCGAGCAGCCCCUGAACGUGACUGUGUGCCGCUGCAGCCGGGACGGCACCUGCCUGCCAGGGGCUGCUGCCCUGAGGACUGGGGGCGCGGGCAUCAGCCUGAGUGCUCUGGUCAUCGUGCUGGCCAGUGUCAUCCUGCUGCUCCUGCUCGCCCUGCCCGUGGCCCUCCUUGCACGGUUCCAGCAGCAGUCGUGGGACAAGGGGCUUCUGCAGGGGCUGCAGGACGAUCUCAGAGAUAACAUCCUCAACUAUGAUGAGCAAGGGGGCGGGGAGGAGGACCAGGAUGCCUACGACAUCAGCCAGCUGCGCCACCCAACAGAGGUGGCAACCCUGAGCACCCCUCUGGGACGGCCACCACUGCGCCGGGACACUCCAUUCGGCCGGGCACGGCCCCCACCACCCCGCGUGCUGCCCGCCAGCCCUGCUGACAUCGCAGACUUCAUCAACGAUGGCCUAGAGGCUGCGGACAGUGACCUCAGCGUCCCACCCUACGACACAGCUCUCAUCUAUGACUACGAAGGGGAUGGGUCUGUGGCAGGGACACUGAGCUCCAUCCUGUCCAGCCUGGGUGAUGAGGACCAAGACUACAGCUGCCUCCAGGACUGGGGCCCCCGCUUCGCACAGCUGGCUGACUUGUAUGGCACCCCCAGAGGGCCUGAAUGAGGGCAGGAUGCAGUGGCCACUCAGGACAGAGAAAGGAGCUUUCUGAUGAGGACUUGUACCCACCCUGCUGAGGGUACAACCACCUGGACACGUAGGGUGGGCAUCCUUACCAAGAUGGACAGCCUGACUACAGGAGCACAACUAGACAUGCCGACGGUUUGUCACGUGACCGGGAAGAUCGGCAGAAGCAGCCACCUGGCUCCAUGCCUGGGGACCUUGGGCAGCCUACUUCUCCCAGGGGAGGAUGGAGUCCAUGGGGCAGAGCCCAAAGCCUGGAGUGGAGCUGCAGGGAGGAGGCACCCUUCCCAUCCUGAAGGCCCGAUAGCCCUGUUCCAAGUCACCUGCAAGGUGGGGGGCGGGGGGAGUCGGCCACCCCCAUUCUCAGGUCUGUCUCCCCCCAUGCAGAUCUCAUCUUUGUAUAAAAGGAAGCAGCUCUCCAGCAAAUGUGAAUUGAAAAUGUGCUGUCUUGCCACAGUGACCUAUAGGGCCUCACCCCACCCCAGCCCCACCAAGGC
This is a messenger RNA of Pteropus alecto (black flying fox), 3065 nucleotides long. RefSeq names its product cadherin 15 (gene CDH15). The coding region runs from base 181 to 2550 and encodes 789 amino acids. The transcript has 14 exons. Gene Ontology annotation, biological process: cell-cell junction assembly; cell morphogenesis; adherens junction organization. Lineage: Eukaryota; Metazoa; Chordata; Mammalia; Chiroptera; Pteropodidae. Gene Ontology annotation, molecular function: cadherin binding; calcium ion binding. The record is from RefSeq and is a predicted model, not a curated record. Gene Ontology annotation, cellular component: adherens junction; catenin complex; plasma membrane.